UUUCCAUCGUAUUUCGUUAUAUAACAAGUUGGCAGCACUGACAGUAGCGCAUGUCGUAAUAAAUAACAAAAUAAUUAAUUAAAACAAUAAAACUAUGGCACAAAGUAGGCUAGAAAAGAUUGGUACCAUCUUCACCAGAAUUCAGGGCCUUCUAAGAGGCGGCGCCAUGAAAACGGAGGAUAAGCCUAUUUGGUAUGACGUCUAUGCCGCCUUUCCCCCCAAGCUGGAGCCACGCUUCGACAGACCGGCGCCAAAUAUGCCAGUUCGAAAUAUAUUCUAUGCCGAGGAUGUGGUGCGAGCGAAACUGCACAAGCUGAACAAACCGAAUGAGACAAUAUCAUUGUUUGAUCAAAAACGUGGCACCCAAUCCCAGCAGUUUGUACAGAUCUAUGAGAAUCUGAGAUCUCAAGGCGCACUAGACGAACAGCGUAUUUACGACACCGCUCUGGACUUGCUGGCCGAGCAACGACAACUGUCGCGUCCGGAUCUUCCAGAGGAAUCACUAGAGGCAUCGGGCAGUGAUCAGUUGGAUAUUGGCAAGAGUACUCUGCUCAGUGAUUUUCAGGAUGCGGGAGAGCAGCAAAAACAAAAACAGCAAUCGACUCCAGACUCAGGCAAAGCGAAAAAGGAAACCAGUGGGGGCAUCAACAUAGAUAGUUUGUUCAAGGAUUAGUCUUUGAUUUGAAUUGUGAACUUAAUAUACAUUAUUAUUGUU
This is a messenger RNA of Drosophila innubila, 715 nucleotides long. RefSeq names its product probable 28S ribosomal protein S23, mitochondrial (gene mRpS23). The record is from RefSeq and is a predicted model, not a curated record. The coding region runs from base 95 to 673 and encodes 192 amino acids. Gene Ontology annotation, molecular function: structural constituent of ribosome. Gene Ontology annotation, biological process: translation. Lineage: Eukaryota; Metazoa; Arthropoda; Insecta; Diptera; Drosophilidae. The transcript is spliced from 3 exons. Gene Ontology annotation, cellular component: mitochondrion; ribosome.